This is a messenger RNA of Mobula hypostoma (lesser devil ray), 7261 nucleotides long. It is a transcript of the gene sox5, whose product is annotated as SRY-box transcription factor 5. The transcript is spliced from 15 exons. Gene Ontology annotation, cellular component: nucleus. Bases 2517 to 4829 code for a protein of 770 amino acids. NCBI's taxonomy places the organism in Eukaryota, Metazoa, Chordata, Chondrichthyes, Myliobatiformes, Myliobatidae. The record is from RefSeq and is a predicted model, not a curated record. Gene Ontology annotation, biological process: cell fate commitment; regulation of transcription by RNA polymerase II; positive regulation of chondrocyte differentiation. Gene Ontology annotation, molecular function: DNA-binding transcription factor activity, RNA polymerase II-specific; RNA polymerase II cis-regulatory region sequence-specific DNA binding.
UACAUUUCUGGCAUACUGCUAGUGUCUUCCACAGUGUAGACUGACACAAAAUACUUAAUAAUUUUGUCCAGCAUUUCUUUCUUCCCCUUUACUAACUCUCCAGCGUCAUUUUCCAGCAGUCCGAUACCAUCUCUCUUUAAAUCAUUAUAUAUCUGAAAAAACCUACCAGAUAUUUGAUAUUGUUGUCUUUCUUACCUUCAUAUUUCAUCUUUUCUCUCCUUAUGGCUUUUUAGUCGCCCUCUGUUAGCUCUUAAAAGCUUCUCAAUCCUCAACCAUCCCACUAUUUUUUGCUAUAUUAUAUGCUCUCUCUUUUGUUUUUAUGUUGUCUUUGACUUCCCUUGUUAGUUAUAGUUGUGUCAUCCUCCGUUUAGAAUAUUUCUUAAUCUUUGGGAUGUAUCGUUCUUGCAGUUUCUGAAUUGCCCCCAGAAACUUCAACCAUUGCUCUUCUGCUGUCAUCCCUGCUAGUGUCCCUUUCCAAUCAACUUUGGCCAACUCCUAUCUCAUGCCUCUUUAAUUCCCUUUACUCCACUGAAAUACUGAUACAUUUGACUUUAACUUCUCUUUCUCAAACUGCGGGGUGAAUUCUAUCAUAUUCUGAUCAUUGCCUCCUAAGGAGACCUUUAACUUAAGCUCUCUGAUUAAAUCUGGGUCAUUACGUAACAUCCAGUCCAGAACUGCCAUUACUCCACUGGGCUUAACUACAAGUUGCUCUAAAAGGUACCUCAUAGACAUUCUACAAAUUCCCUCACUUAGGAUCCAGCGCCAAUCAGAUUUUCAGAUUCAGAUUCAGAUGUAUUUGCUUCUCACGUGUACAUGAGAACAUCAUCAAAAUGUAUAGCUUACGUUAACAACCAAUAUACCCAAGGACGUACUGGGAGCAGCCCGCAAGCAUUGCCACACAUUCUGCCAUCAAUGUGGCAUGCCCAACAAUUCUCCCCAGAACAAGAGAAUCUCAGGGUUGUAUAUGGUGUCAUAUAUAUGUAUUUUAAUAAUAAACUUACUUUGAAUUUUGAACAAGAAAACAGAACACAACAAGCAACAAAACAACAACAGCAAAACAAGCCCCUUUCCUCCCUCCAUACACAAUGGACAGUCCUCCAUCUCCAGGACUGAACUCGAGUCUCUGGUCUCCACCCUCCAAUCUGCAGACUUUGACCAUCAGACUUCAACUUCGGUCUUUGGUAUCAACUCCCAUGGAAGGAUGUGGUCAGUGCAGCAUUGACCAUAUCCCUCCCUUCUUGUGUCUUAAUGUGCCUGUCUGUUAAAUGCUCCAAUGAUAUAUGCUUCUUCCAGCAUUUCUGCCAGUGCACUCCUGUCCCAUCACUCACUGUUGCGAAGGCCUUUGGAUGCAGAAAAAUACAGAAUAUGCAUGCAUGUUUUUUGCUUAAAAUAAAAUAUCUUUGCUGCUACAGCGACCUUUAGACACCUGAAGGAAGGGAAGAUAGGUGAUGACUCUAAAACCUGGAUUUAAUUCCGAAGUGGAGCUGUGUAGCUAAGAGGCUGAGAGUAGGAUAGUAGCAUGGCAAUUUACCGUACCAGCUGUAAGGUCGGGGUUCGAUUCCCAUUGCUACCUAUAAGGAGUUUAUACAUGCUCCACAUGACAGUGUGGGUCUCCUUGGGGUGCUCUCAUUUCUUCCAAUUUCCAGAGAAGUAUAGUUUAAGUUUCGUGAGUUGUGGGCACGCUAUGUUGGAGCAUGAAGAAUGGCGACACUUGCGCGUUGUCCAGCACCGUCUUGCCAAUUUGAUUUGACACUAAAUGGCACACAUUGCUGGAUGUUCUGAUGAACACGUGAUAAAUAAAGCUAAGCUCUUUAAAAAUAUUUGGGAGUCUGAGGAAGAGGGGAAGCAGUCUGGCACUCAGCAGCAGGAAACUCGAGAGAUGUUUAACGUCCACCUAAAUACAAUAGUUAGUGCUGGCCGAGCAAAGUAAUAGAUCGACGUACCACAGCAGCAGCAGACAACGCAAGGGAGCCUGAGGAAAGACCUCGUAGUAGGUGGAGGAUAGAGUAGAUCCAGUGUUUCCUUGUGAGGUCUGGAUAUUCGUGCCUGAUGUCCAAGAAAACAAAAUGAGAUUACACUUAAGUGCUUGUGUUCCUUGACAUUGAAUGUGUUCCGGCAACUUCUAGCCAACUUUUAGUUAGAAUAGUGGGGGAGUCACAAUAAUUCUAAUGCAUUUGUGAGACAGCUGCCUCCUUCUAUCAAGAAGAUGUCAGCAAGAGGGCAUUAAGAAUGCAGCGGUAAUCAGGUUGCUAAUUUCACAACCUGCCAUCCUGUACCCACGAGUUCAGUAGUGUUAAAAUUGGCCCUGAAGAAGAAUUUCAUUGCUUGCAUUUCCAGCACUUGGAAUUUCAGACCUCACAUGAAGGUAGCUAAUUGAACUUGCAUCUCUUACAUCUACAAGGAUAGAAGUGAACAUACCGACAGUGACUAACAAUGUUAUCGCCUUUUCUGGGCAGCACUUAAAAUGAAUGGUGCUGAAGAGGCUGCAGAUGAUGUAAUCCCGACCAAAGGACAAGAUGCUGGAAGAACACAGCAGGAUGUCUUCCAAGAGACCGGCCUCUCCGUAUGGAGAAACAGAUGGAGAGGUAACCAAUGCGACGAACAGACAGAAGGUAGAAGAGGGUGAAAGUGAUGGGCACUCUGCUUUUCACCUGACUCUUCCCCCAAACUUCCCAAACAAUCUACACACAGAGGAAGAACAUACCGCGUCCACAAUGACCAGAGAGGCUUCGUGUUGUGAGAGUCCGACAUCUCUGCAAGACACACCGGAUCACGAUGAGAAUAAAGCAGCCUCUCUGUUCCCUACACACAACUCAUCUACCUCACCUCUGAAGACUGAAGAAGGGGCUCGACUGAGCAGUGAGUCAGGACCCGGGACGGCACUGGGUACCCCAGAGAGGCGCAAGGGCAGCCUGGCUGAUGUGGUGGACACACUAAAGCAGAAGAAAAUGGAGGAGCUGAUCAAAAGUGAACCUGAAGAAACUCCUAGUAUCGAGAAGCUGCUAUCAAAAGACUGGAAGGACAAGCUUCUUGCCAUGGGAUCAGGAAACAUCGGGGAGAUUAAAGGGACGCCUGAGAGCUUGGCGGAGAAAGAACGGCAACUCAUGGCGAUGAUCAACCAGUUGACAAGUCUGCGUGAGCAGUUGCUGGCGGCCCAUGAUGAACAGAAAAAGCUGGCAGCCUCGCAGAUCGAGAAGCAACGACAGCAAAUGGAACUCGCAAAGCAGCAACAGGAACAAAUCGCAAGGCAACAGCAGCAGUUGUUACAGCAGCAACACAAGAUCAACCUCCUUCAGCAGCAGAUCCAGCAGGUUCAAGGUCAGUUGCCUCCGUUGAUGAUCCCAGUGUUUCCACCGGAUCAGCGAACCUUGGCAGCUGCGGCAGCUCAGCAAGGAUUCCUCCUGCCUCCUGGAUUCUCGUACAAACCUGGAGGAUGCAAUGAGCCGUACCCACUUCAGCUUAUCCCCACGACGAUGGCAGCGGCUACGCCCGGUCUUGGCCAGCUCCAGUUGCAGCAGUUGUAUGCAGCCCAACUUGCAGCCAUGCAAGUGUCUCCUGGAGCCAAGUUACACAGUAUGUCGCAGUCCAGUCUAAGCAACACACUAUCACCCAACAACAUCCAGGGAGAGAAAGGCAGGAACAGCCCCCCACCCAAAAGCAAGGAUGAGGCGACACAGCCGCUGAACCUCUCAGCCAAGCCGAAAACUUUUGAUCCCACAAAGUCACCGGCGUCACCGAGCUCCCCACCGAUCCCCACUCUGAAAGCCAGCACAGGUCCUGGCCACCUCAAGCCCGCCAUCUCCACCACGUUAAGCGGCACUCCUGGCCGAAUGACUUCAAUAGACAUCCUCUCCUCCAUCACGUCCUCGGGUUACUUGAAUGACCAUGACGCCAUGGCGAAAGCAAUCCAAGAAGCCCGACAAAUGAAGGAACAGCUUCGCAGAGAGCAGCAGGCACUCGACGGGAAGGUUGCAGUCAUUAACACCCUUGGCCUAAAUAACUGCAGAAUGGAAAAGGUGCAUGAGAAAACUUCAAUGGAAAAUUUGGCUCAACAUUUGUCCGAGAAACGACCAGAAGACGGGAAAUUUGGACACGCAAUGGUGGAUUUUAAUAUGGGUGGAGAAUCGGAUGGAAAUGCGGGAGUAUCAGAGCCCAGGAUUUAUCGGGAAGCCCGAGGCCGGAGCAGUAACGAACCACACAUAAAGCGGCCGAUGAACGCCUUCAUGGUCUGGGCCAAGGACGAGAGACGGAAGAUUCUACAGGCUUUUCCCGACAUGCACAACUCCAACAUCAGCAAAAUUCUAGGUUCCCGCUGGAAGGCCAUGACAAACCUGGAGAAGCAGCCGUACUACGAAGAGCAGGCAAGGCUUAGCAAGCAGCACCUGGAGAGGUAUCCUGACUACAAGUACAAGCCACGACCAAAGCGUACUUGUGUGGUAGAUGGCAAGAAGCUGAGGAUUGGAGAAUAUAAAGCUUUGAUGCGUAACAGGCGUCAAGAAAUGCGGCAGUUCUUCACUGUUGGGCAGCAAGGCCAGAUCCCCAUUACCACAGCCGGAGUGGUGUACCCUGGUGCCAUUGCCAUGGCAGGAAUUCCAUCGCCUCGAAUCCCCUCCGAGCACUCCAGCAUGUCCAGCAGUCCAGAACCCAGCAUGCCUGUCAUCCAGAGCACUUACAGCCUCAAAUCGGAGGAGGGCCGAGCGAGGGAGGACCUGAGGGUCGGCGACAUGAACGGAGGCGUGUUUGACGAGUACGAGGAUGAGGACGAGGAUGAUCCUGAUGCAGAUUAUGGCAGCGAUGAGGAAAAUCAUGUGGUGGCUCAUGCUGACUGAGGGGAAUGACUAGGAGUCUCCACCAACUAGUUAACGUCAGCCAGACUGAUUCAUCCUACCAGGGGCCAAGCACAUUUUGACUAUCCGAUACACUGACUGUUAUUUAAAACUAUUUAGUCUUAAUAAACAAGAUAUAGUCAGAACUCUACUGACUACUAGACCUCUCGGCCUAUGGUACAGGCAUGGGAAAAAUGAUAAGCUAUGGGUAAAACGAUGCCAGUAAAAUCAGCUGCUAUUCCCAAGCACUGAAGUCUUACCCUCCUGAGCUUUGUCUAGACUUGCGACUGUCGUUCUAGAAGAUUCUAUAAAAUUCUCACUCAGGUACAAAGUGCCAACAAGUGGCUUGUGAAUGUGUUUUGUUUAUUUUGUGCCACAAUAAAAGGUGUUUCUUCUUUUGUUUUGUUCUUGUUUUUGGAUGGACUAAGGAAAAAAUGUUUUUUUGUUGCUUUCAAGUUACCUUUGUUUCAAAGGAAUCUAUUUUCUUGAAUAUUAAGAUACUGUUGCACCCUCAUCGAGUACUUGUGUUUUUUUUGUUGUUGCACACCAUUUCAAAAUGCAACUCCGAGUAAGUGCCAAAAUUUGUAAUUGUUGGAAUUAGUUCAUGCGUUUUCCUACAGUCUUAAGCUAGGGAUAUUGUUGGGUCUUAGACAAUCCCAGACACCUUUCCAUACCAGCAGCUGUGGGAAACUAUAGGGGCAGUUCUCAGGUGAAAGGGGAGAAAACUGAAGAUAUGAGAAACUUUUUAUUAUGUGAAUUUUGUGUGGGUGUGCGUAGGUGUGUGUGUGUGUGUGUGUGUGUGUGUGUGUGUGUGUGUGUAUGUGUGCCUUGUGUGUGAUUUGUGUGUAUGCAUGUAUGUGAGUGAGAGCGAGAGAGAUACGUAAAGAGAGGGUACUAUGGUACUUUAUAGGGUGUCAGAGGUAGUGACAGCAAAGUAGCGUGGGGGUUGAAAAACUCCCUGUACUCAAUACUCGUUCCCACUCCCUUUGCCAUGAAGCCUGCCAUUUCCCCCCCGUUUCCCAGCAGCCUCACCGAGGCAGUCACUUUCUCCCACCUUCUCACCUUAUUUUUUAAAAGAUCCAAAUUUGUAGCACUUAAUGGAAACAAGAAUUCCACACCCACAUACGCUUAAGGGGGAGCGUGACUAAACAAACAAACCCAGGGCAAAGCCUGCCUCUAACAGAGUUUCCCUCAUUCGAGGGCGGAGUUGGCUCUAAGAUGGCUUCUGCUUGGUUUUGUGAGAUGGCUACAGUACCUCCAAUGGACUUUGGGAGUCUGAACUUACGACCCUACCCACCGCAAAAUACAAUUUCGGAUACGUGAAAGUAAAAUGGCUUUGUUGUUAUAGGUGGAUUAGCUGAUCAUAUACUGCAUGUCAGUGUUUAAUUUGUAUUUUUUGACUGUAUUUUUCAAUUUUAACUGCCUCUUAAUAGUGUACAAUGAUGGUCAGCUAGUCCCCAGUUAGUAAGUUAUGUAUAAUUUAUUUCCUCCAUUCUGACUAAUUGAUUCUCAAUGCAGCAUUCUGUAGCUGUAGAUAUUUAAGCCUGGUAUUUUAGCUAUAAACAGUUUUUUCUUUUUAUGUUCUUUAAGUCCUAGUGAUGUCAUGUUAUGAUGUUUAAUCGGCAGGCGUGAAAAUAAUUCGACUGUUUGUUGGGACAGAAAUGAGACCAUUCUCUCAUAAUCUCAUUUCUAUUUAAUUGUCAUGGUCAUUUAGAGCUGAUUCGCUGAAGCACUCUGUAACUGAAAAAGAAAAAAUGCAGAAAAAAACAAGUGUUUUAUAUCACUUUAUGUAAAAUGUGAAACCAGUUUUUUUGUUUUUUUUUCCUUGACUGUGUGAACAAAUUUCUGACUGUUGUGAGGCAUUUAGCCUCACAUUGGCUGGCCUUUUUCACCAUUUUUUUUGGCUCCCUGUUUAUUUAUGUGACUCUGGACUACAAGAGUACUUUGUUUUAGCUCCAAUAAGGUUCCACCAUGACUUCAUGGCUGUGAACUAUUUGUGAUUUAUAUGCCAACAACGGAAACUGUGUCGGAGAUUUUUCUUUUAUUUUUGCUCCUGAUUUUAUUCCUUUUUUUGCGCAGAGUUCUCAUUUCACUGACAUUUUUGCAUUCUGCAAUUCCAAAUCUCAGACUACUCAAUUCUUAUGAUGCUGUACUGUUUUUUUUAAGAAAAUGUAUUUAUUGGCCAUCACGGCUCUAAAAUGUAUUUGACACAGAUUGUGUUCAGGAAGACAAUCAAAUCGAGUGGAGCUUAAAACAAAGUAAACUGAAUCUACCAUCUCACUUGAAAUUUAAAGAAAGAUAUGUAAAUAUAACAUAGAAUUAUAGAUUUAUAUUUUGUUCAUAACACAUAGUGUAAUAUAAGUUGUAUAUUUUCAUGUUUUUUUGUUUAUGUUAUCAUUCAUGCCAUAAUAAAAGCAAGAGUACUUGUACUCUGA